Molecule: messenger RNA, 4550 nt
Organism: Microdochium trichocladiopsis
Lineage: Eukaryota; Fungi; Ascomycota; Sordariomycetes; Xylariales; Microdochiaceae
Exons: 3
Coding region: 146-4459 (1437 amino acids)
Biological process (GO): peptidyl-serine phosphorylation; peptidyl-threonine phosphorylation
Molecular function (GO): ATP binding; protein serine/threonine kinase activity; protein serine/threonine/tyrosine kinase activity
Source: RefSeq, a predicted model, not a curated record
GUGGCCGCAGGCACGUUGCCCGCAGUCGGCGUCGUCGUCCAGGAGAAGCAGCCAGCGGCAGCAAGGGCAGUGGUCACAGCAUUCGACGACGUUGUCUGGCGCACCGCAUCCUCGUCCACGCUCCUUGGCCAGUGGCUCGUCCUCUAUGGUCAGAGAGGUCCAGAUCCCUGCUGGGCCCCGACCAGCAACACAGUCACGCCCGUCUGUGCGAUCGACCAAUGAGCAGACCGCCAACAGGAUCUCUGCAGCUCCGAGCGACAACAACGACCCAAUGCUCCAUGCAUCAUCCUCCAAUAACCACUCCCUCUUCUCCUUUGGUCGGAAUGGGGCCCCUGCUCAGUCGAGCAAUCAGCCAUCCUCCUUCGACUUCCUGCCGUCUGUGAGCUUCGAUGACCUCCAGAGCAGUCUCGAGUCCGCCUCAACCGAGUUCAGGUUGACGCAGUUUCCUUCGCCCACCGGCCACGGCAGCAUCAUCCCCGACGACCGGCCCUCUGGCUCCACGAUGGCUUCUCAGCAUCCUUCCGCCACCCACACUGGUGGUAGCAGCAACACCACUCGGAUUGCCAUCCAUCAGAAGCCACCAGCAGACCAGCCCACGCGUCCCGGCCGGUCGGGUUCGAUCCUGCGGCGACCAAGCACUUCGAGUAGGCAGGUCAGCGUGGGCUCAAACAUCUCAACGUCCUCCUCCUUCGGCAACAUGGAUCCCCCAAUCAUGCCGGCCUCGUCGAUGCGUUCAAGGCGCCAGAGCCACUACCCACCGGUAUCUAGCUCCAAUAUUGUCAAGCCACCGAGGAAAUCCAUAGGGCCGGGCGUUCUCGAGACAGAAUAUAGGAUGGCGCAGAAGCGGCGACCCAGCCUGAUCUCCAACGCCUCAGAUGCUCCCAUGGACAAUCCGCGCAUCUCCCUUGACAGCUACACGAGCAGCCAUGGAAGUGACCAUUCGAGAACACUGUCAAGUUCAUCAAGGACUGCCAAGGCCCGGUCGGUACAGCCGCCCGCACGUCUCUCGACUGCCAACUUUGCAGAACCAACGGCAACCAGCAUCAACAAGUCCCUCACUCCGACAGGAAAUCGCACCUCGACGGCAUUUCCGAGGUCGCCGCGAAACAACACAAAGGUUAGCACACCCGGAUCUGGUCGCAGAGCUUCCGUGAUGCCGAAUGCACAUGGCACCCACGCUACUGGACUUGGAGCAAGGACAAUCUCGCCUACAGAAGUGAAGAGGAUGAAAAGGAUCUCAACCCACCCCGGGCAAAGCAUACCACAAGUGGCCAGUAUUCCUCCGCAACAAGUCGCCGAGCUGCGAGGCACAUCGCGAUCCCCAUCUCUGAUUCCGCGAAAGUCGUCUACGCCAUCGAGCUCGCGGACAACACCAGAUGUCAGCAACCGCAAGUCAUACAGUUCUGGCUUGUCCAUGGGUUCUGCCGCAAGUAUCAACACGCAGAGGACGUCGACAGGGUCUGUUAACAGGGGAAUCCCGGCUUCCGGUUCAGCAUCGCGCCUACCUGCGCCGAAAACCCUCGUGUCCCAUUCACAACCAAGCGGCGAAACAGACGAAGAUGUGCCUCCAGUGCCAGCAAUCCCGAAAGCCUAUGAGUCACCCAAAGCGUCACCGGGCGAAGCCUCGUUUGGAACUGACGUGAGGAAAUCGGGAUUCCCAUUUGAUACAAGCAGUGUCCAUAGUAGCUCGACCCGCACUACCCCUAACCCUUCUGUAGUCGAAUCUACUUCUUCGCUGCAGCCCUCUGCAGCGGCGACAGCACGCAAGCCAAGCAUACAAGGCCGGGCCGCGCAGAAGUCCACGCUUGCGGCCUCGUCCGAUCAAGAUGAUAAGCCUAGCACGCCACAGGCAAGGAAGAGCCUGCAGCCGCUCGCUCUGCCUCCUCUGACACUUGGCCCCCUCAGCACUCCUACAGCCGCCAAGAUUGCGGCUCUGCACGAGCAGCCAGAUGGCAAGGCAGGUUGGCCGCGAUCGCCCACUCUGCGCGCAGUGGCAAAGACCCCCACCACACCCAUGACGGCUUCGAAGAGCACAUUCUUCUCUAGCCGCCGCAUGGAUUUUGAUCUGAAGGUCGAGUCGGAAGAGCAACGCAGCAGCUCAAUGCUUGGAGGGAAUCACCUGGACAGCCCCAGUGGUCCUAGUGGUGAGGACACGACCAGCUACUACGACUCCUUGGACGACAAAGAUUCGAUCAGGAAGGUGACUGUGUCACCAUUCCUCUCGUCUUCUGCACCCAAGAGUAAUGGCGAGCUCUUCGCAAGCCACAUGCAAAGAAGAGAUUUCUCAAAUGCAGCGAACCAGACCAUCGCCAUCGACACCACGUCGGCAGGUUUGAGGCCGCAGCAGAAGCCCACUGGCCCUCGUGAUCUUAAACCACCAACGAAGACAACAGACGAGCCGGCACCGCCAGUACAGCCGUCCAAGACCCCGGAGGAGCCCCCGACACCAUCUUCGAUGAGUUCGUUGCGGAGAAAGCUCAGUCUCUCAUGGAAGCGAAGUGCCUCGAAGAGCAGUAUGCAUGUUCCGGCAGGCUCUAUCGACAAGUCUGCCAACCAAGGUAUAAGGCAAGAGAGCAUGCCGCCGCCUAGAAUACCGGUCUCGGCGACCAUGCACUUGAGCACCAUGAAGAGUGGCAGCCCAAGCCACGCGAGCAAGUCAUCAAUCAGCUACCUGGAUUCAAGGCGCAGGAAGAGCUCGACCACAAGCCUGAAGAAUGCGCUAUCGAAAAAUGACGGCACCACUCACGUGAGCACCGAGACGGCCGUGUCAGGGCUGCGCACAUCAAGCAUGCAACGUCUUCUGCGACCCCGUGGCUCCGCUGCAUCGGUCAAGCAGCAACAACAGCUAUACUCUGCCAACGAUAUGGACAAGGACGAUCACGUAGCCGAAGAGGAAAUGAGAAAGUUGGCAUUGCGACGCAAGGAGACGGAGCUUGCAGCCAGGACACUCGAUGCGCUGCGGAAACGUGCUACGCCCAAGGAACGCGUUGGGCCACAGGAGGCAAUUAGAAUUGCCAUGCUGAACAUAUAUGAACGAGGAGAAAUCAUCGACUACCCUGACAUCUACUUUUGCGGCACGCAGAACGCCAGCAAGGUACAAGGAGACCUCAAUUCGAGUGUUCCCAACUUUGGGUACGAUGACGACCGCGGCGACUAUACAAUUGUCGUCGGUGAUCACUUGUCGUUCCGCUACGAAGUUGUGGACGUUCUUGGCAAGGGAAGUUUCGGACAAGUCGUAAGAUGCAUCGACCACAAGACCGGCGCGCUCGUCGCCGUCAAGAUCAUCCGCAAUAAAAAGCGGUUCCACCAGCAGGCCCUCGUCGAGGUCGAUAUUCUGCAGAAGCUGCGCGAAUGGGACCCCAAGAACCGUCACAGUAUGGUCAACUUUACCCAAAGCUUCUAUUUCCGUGGCCAUCUCUGCAUCUCGACCGAGCUGCUGGACAUGAAUCUUUACGAGUUCAUCAAAGCGAACUCCUUCCGUGGCUUCUCCCUGAGACUCAUCCGCAGAUUUACCAAACAGAUGCUGAGCUCGCUGGUGCUCUUGCAGCAGAAGAAGGUCAUCCACUGUGACUUGAAACCAGAAAACAUCCUCAUUCGUCAUCCUAUGCAUACCGAAAUCAAGGUCAUCGAUUUUGGGUCCAGUUGCUUUGAAAGCGAAAAGGUCUACACGUAUAUCCAGUCAAGAUUCUACCGGUCGCCAGAGGUCAUCCUUGGCAUGAACUACGGCCUGCCCAUCGACAUGUGGAGUCUGGGUUGUAUCCUUGCGGAGCUGUUCACUGGCGUGCCAAUUUUCCCGGGCGAGAACGAGCAGGAACAGCUUGCAUGCAUCAUGGAGGUCUUUGGGCCACCCGAGAAGCAUCUGAUCGAGAAGAGCACCAGAAAGAAGCUCUUCUUUGACUCUAUGGGCAAGCCCCGCCUUACCGUAUCGUCAAAGGGCAGGAGGCGGCGACCUUCUUCGAAGACUCUGCAACAAGCGAUCAAGUGCGAUGAUGAGGCUUUCAUUGACUUCCUGGCUCGUUGCCUCCGUUGGGAUCCAGAUCGCCGGUUAAAACCGGAUGAGGCGAUCCACCACGAAUUCAUCACUGGCCGAAAAUCAUCUGUACCUCCUCCGAGGGUUUCAGCGCGGGACGCGUCGCCCAUCAAGCGCCACAACACGAUAUCUACACCUCGCCCACUACCCGAACCACCGGCCGCCGCCAAGUCAAACACGAUCCUGCGCCCGCGAGACACGUCCGCUCCUAUCAGUCCCCACAAACCCGUAUCUGGCAGCACAAGAAGGACAUCAGCUGUCACUGGCACUCUCGGAGGCUCACUCACAAAGCGCACGAGCACUGGCACUGGUGCCAUUGCGCCUGCUGCUACAGGUAGUGGGCUGCCGCGCGUCACGGGGAGGACUGCUAGCGGCAAACAGGAUCUUGCUUCCGCCAGUGCAACUGUGGCCAUGAGCCGCCGCGCAUAGAACCGUUGAGAAUCCUCAAAGAGUCAUUUCAAGCUAUGACAAUCAGCAACAAACAACUGGAACAUGCCAGUGUUGCUCCGUCAAACUGGGG